CGUUGUUUGGAUCUGUACUUAGGCGUUCCAGUGGUUCGAGUAGUGACGUAUGCAAAACUAGGCUUCAAGGCGGAAACUCGGGAGAACUCUCAACAAUGGAGAAGCGCCGCGUUGAUCUGACCAUGAUCUCCGCGGAGACCGACUUCCAGGAAACGGACGACGCGGGUUUCGACGCAGCUGGUAACGCGGCCGGCUUGUUGUUGAAAGUUCUCCGAUCUCUCGAUAGGAACACCACAGGACCGAUCAGUGACGAAGCACUCGCGUACGCGAACAGGUUAUUGGAGGAACUAACAGCCGAGAUCAAGAUGGUCAGUCCAGAAGAUGAGAACUGGAAAGCCUGCCGCAACUUGGAGAGAGUCCGGGAGUUCGGAACCUCGAAAUUGGCACAGCUUCAGAGGAGAUUGAGGGCGAAGGAAAGGGUCGACAGGCAGAGGUUUGCGUCCUGAGUCCUUGGCAGGGCCAAGAUUCUGGCAAAAUACACAAAUUGUGAGAAUGUUCCUAGGUAGAGCUGGACAUACCUUGUUCGAGGCAAAUCACUCGGAACAUCCGAAUACGACUGCGAACCACAUUGGUAGUGGAUGACCAGGAGGCGCAUCGGAUCACAUCCGCGCAGGACUAUCGUCGUCAGGAUCGAGAGAGUCUUCUCGAUCUUACUCAUUGUCAGUCUGAUUCUCGAAAUAGAGGACAUAGAGAUUAUUGGAUUGGAUUUUUCUCGCUCACCGCAAGAGCUUCGGGCGGUGCAUGGCUGAUUCUUCGAACACCUACCCGCGAUCCCGAUUGAAAAUGAAUUCCGAAUAAAAUACG
Galendromus occidentalis (western predatory mite) is the source of this 804-nucleotide messenger RNA. RefSeq lists its product as uncharacterized. The transcript has 3 exons. The record is from RefSeq and is a predicted model, not a curated record. Lineage: Eukaryota; Metazoa; Arthropoda; Arachnida; Mesostigmata; Phytoseiidae. The coding region runs from base 96 to 446 and encodes 116 amino acids.